AUGUCCUAUGACUACCGGAGAACUACUACACGCUCGACAAACUCCGGCAACCGACCCGGACGACGAGGCUACCUCCCCCCUCCCCCAUCAAGUCGCGGCAAUGCGAGCGGACAUUCGGUGUUCGGGUACUGGGUGCCCUUGGUUGUGACAGGGACGAUCGCGAUUGGAGGGCUGGCAGCAUGGAUCUGGAGCGAACGGUCGGACAGUGAGGACGACGACUACCCGCACGAGAAGCCUCCGCGACCACAGACCGGGGUGGGUGCGUCGUAUCCAACACAAGGCUCGCAACCGUACCCUGGGCCUCCACCACCAGGACAACAAGGCGGGUAUGCAGCGGGACCAGCGCCUCCACCGCCGCCAGGGGGAGAAGCUUCGAGUUACUACAACCAGACGACGACCACCACAAGCGAGAGCCGGGACGUCAAUGUCCAGCAAGACGCCGGUUGGUACGGACGAGUGGCAGGCGCAAUGAAGCGUACACCUUCGCCGCAGCAGUUCUUCGACUCGACUUCGAAGCAGGUUGCAGCAGGAAUGGCGGCAGCAGGAGCGGCGCUGGGCAGUAUCAUGGAAGGCAGCGAUGAAGAGUUCGACGAGCGAGGCAAUAGACGGCGAAGCCGAAGCAGCAGACGCGACAAGCGGACGGAUGAAGGCUUCAGCGACCAUGAGCGCUGGAGCGAGGAGGCUGAUGAGCGCCAGCGCGUAUCGUCCAGCGCUGUCGAGGCUGAGAGCGAACGAAGAGCCGAUACUGCGCGAAGCCUGAGAGACGAGAAGGGCAAGCGGAGUGCGAAGAAGACCGUCGCUAUCGUUGUGAGCGCCGAUACGAACGCAGACAUCGGCUACAAUAACGACUCGAGCGCCGAGUUUACGACCGAACAUGCCUCGAUCCUCUCCCACCUCCCCUCCACUCACGACCCUUCCACGACCGACCUCUUCGUCCUCAUCUACUCACCCGGCCUGACAACCCUCCCACCCCUCUCUUACCGCCCAGGUCCACAAUCCACAAUGGGAUCCUCCUAUUCCCAAAUCUCCACCCCCGCCGUCACCCCAGGCUCCGAGCUCCAAUCGAUGUCUCCCCGCCCUGCUGCUGCCGACGGCCCCUCUUCGCAGUUCAAUGCACUCUACAGCCAGUCUCUCGCCCUCGUCUCCUCGCCCACGCAGAUCCUACCUUUCACGACUCCAGAUGGCUUCGUUCACAUUCUCCGGCACCUCGCCCCGCAGCUGGUCUACGUGAGCGAUGCGCUUGCCGGAGAGGAAGGCGACGCCGUGGCGCAAUUAAAGGGAUGGGUCGGGCAUACAGUCCUGGUGGCUGGCGACGAGGGGUUUGGUGGUUUGGUGGACACGGACACUGAUACAGAUGAGGAGGGAAGACGGAGGAAGGGAGGAAAGGAGCGGUGGUGGGAAGAUGCUAGUUUUGUGGGGUUGGGAAAGGAUGUGGAGGUUGUGGACGCUGCUAGGGUGGGAGAGGAUUGGGGGAGGAGGGUUGGGGGAAGGCAGUGA
Messenger RNA from Saxophila tyrrhenica, 1497 nucleotides. RefSeq lists its product as uncharacterized. NCBI's taxonomy places the organism in Eukaryota, Fungi, Ascomycota, Dothideomycetes, Mycosphaerellales, Extremaceae. The coding region runs from base 1 to 1497 and encodes 498 amino acids. The record is from RefSeq and is a predicted model, not a curated record. The transcript has 2 exons.